Messenger RNA from Aureobasidium musti, 2193 nucleotides. Lineage: Eukaryota; Fungi; Ascomycota; Dothideomycetes; Dothideales; Saccotheciaceae. The record is from the annotation of a GenBank genome assembly.
AUGGAGGAUCCCUCCGACUGGCAUCCUUCGUAUCCGCAGACCCAGCGUCCCUUGUCCAUGCCUGUCGAAUACGACCCUGAAGCCGCGUCGGGCAGCGAAGCGCGCAUCUUUGGUCAGCGUCAUCACAAGCCCCAGACUUCCGUCUCGCGACCCUCUUCAACCAGCGUACCUAUACCGAUCCCAUCAAAUCCAAAUGUCAUUCCUGGAAAUCUACUCCCGUCAGCGCCUGCUUCUCCACCGACCCCGGCUCCGUCUCCAACGCCGGGCCGUCGUCUUCCCAGCUGGACCUCUACGACGGCACCAUCGCUUGAUUUGCAUAUGGCCGAAGAUGGGGACCUGGACGAUGUUGACAGUGAAGGCACGUUUAGCGUAGACAAAGGGUUGAGAUUCAGGCAUAUGAAAACCAUGUUUUCCGACAUGGACAACGACGAACGCAAACGCAUCCUAACAGAGCUGUUGGCGAAUUGUGACGGAAAACUAUUGGGUUAUGUUGCCAAUUUUGUUGCACCAAGACUAAAGAGAGAUCCUNUUGGCGUGUUGCCUAACGAACUCUGCCUAAGGAUACUCACAUUUAUCGAUGAUGCCAAAACGCUUGCUCGCUCAUCGCAGGUUUCANAAAGAUGGCACGAGCUGGUCAGCGACGAUAUGGCUUGGAAGAGCCUGUGCGAGAAACACGCUUAUCGCCGCAUGUCGGAUGACACUCCUUCGACUAAUACCAGGCAACAACAUUCAUCACCCUACGAGCCGUCCCACUCGGGUUCGUCUCUCAGCUUCGCCACUCAUGCUCUGCGCAUACAUAACCCCGCACUUGCCAGCUUCAGCACUUCGACACCUGACUUAAGUCGUGUCAAGAGUCUUGAUAGAACAACGUCUGCUCCCGUCCUGCCUUCUGCAGCCAUCCGCCGACGACCACAGGCCAUGACUUACCGCUCUCACUUCAAGCAAAAGUACCAGGUCGAAACCGCCUGGCGGACUGGCGGCAAGGUCGACCAAAGACAGAUUACACCGGACCAAGGUGUUGUGACCAGUUUGCAUCUUACUGACAAGUACAUCAUCGUUGCUCUGGACAACGCGAAAAUUCACGUUUUCGACACCGAGGGCAAGCACUUGAGGUGUCUACAAGGCCACGUCAUGGGCGUAUGGGCCAUGGUACCUUGGGGUGAGACUUUGGUGUCGGGUGGCUGCGACAGAGACGUCCGCGUUUGGAACAUGGCGACUGGACAACCCAUUCACAUGCUGCGUGGUCAUACUUCUACUGUUCGUUGUCUGAAGAUGUCAAAUGCCACCACCGCUAUUUCUGGUUCUCGCGACACCACCCUUCGCAUCUGGGACAUUGAAAGGGUCAAUGCAAACACGUGCUCAUGGGUCAUCAAGCAAGUGUUCGCUGCCUCGAGAUCCACGGAGACCUGGUUGUAUCUGGAAGUUACGACACCACGGCGAGAAUCUGGAGCAUCAGCGAAGGUAGAUGUCUCAGGACAUUGCAGGGACACUUCAGUCAGAUUUAUGCAGUCGCAUUCGAUGGAAAGCGUGUCGCUACAGGCAGUCUUGACACUAGUGUUCGUGUGUGGAAUGUUGCGGAUGGGUAAGCACACCUCGAUACAACCAGUUGAAGAAGAAAUACUAACGUUCUACAGCAAAUGUCUGGCAAUCCUCCAGGGCCAUACUUCUCUCGUUGGCCAGCUUCAGCUCCGUGGUGACACUCUUGUGACUGGCGGCAGCGAUGGCAGUGUUAGGGUCUGGUCAUUGCAGUCCUACACACCUAUCCAUCGUCUUGCCGCACACGAUAACAGCGUGACGUCGCUGCAAUUCGAUGAGUCGCGCAUUGUAUCUGGUGGGUCUGAUGGCCGCGUCAAGGUCUGGGAUCUCCAGCGCGGAUGUCUUGUACGAGAACUUGGACAACCUGCUGAAGCAGUGUGGCGUGUUGUGUUUGAAGAGGAGAAAGCAGUCGUGCUUGCAUCCAGGCAAGGCAAAACAGUCAUGGAAGUUNUGAGUUUCGCCCCGCCGGAGGACGGAAACACCAGCAGCACCGCGUCGAGCCCUGCCGUCGUCUCCAAGCCUAUGCUACCUGCUAGCGAACCCUCGCCAAUGCAUAUAUCAGAUGCACCGGCAUCUGAUGAUCAGGUCGAGGACACGAUCAUGACAGACGAGACUCCACGUGAUAAUGAGGUCUCUUCACCAGUCACAUCAUCAUGA